AUGGAGCCUGAUGCUACAGACUCCAAAGCGACCGGGUUGGCCCUUUCUGGCUAUGCCUUGUUGCGACAAAUCCCACUGUCAGUAGUGGUUGCUGCUUUCAUCGUCACAGGUUCUGUGUACUUCCAGCGUUUCAGAUACAAGUCCCAGAUGGCGAAGUUCCCAAUCAUUCUAGAGCAUCUAAGUAAUGAGGAACGACGAGCAAAGUUUCUAGCUGGAGCAAAAGCCCUCUAUAAGGAUGGCCAUCAGAAGGUGCAAAUCGUCCUCCCGUUUUCCAUGUUAUCUGAGCUUCGGAAAGCUCCUGAAGAGGUUCUGUCUUUCUAUGAUAUGUUUUCAAAAGGUUUAGAAGAAACCUACACUUAUGUGGACAUUGCAUUUCUACCACAAGUUGUCGAUACAAUCAAGAGGGAUCUUACACCCAAGCUAACGAAUAUCACCUCUAAGAUCUGUGAGGAGGUCGAUGCAGCGCUGGAGACAUACCUUCCAUCCCACAACGAGUGGACGGAAAUCAACGCAUCAGAAACAGCUCUGGAUAUCGUCGCAAAAGUCUCGGCUCACUUGUUCAUUGGGUCCAGUGUUGCUAAUGAACAAGGCUAUCUUGAUUGCACAAAGAACUUUACUGUUCACCUAGGCGAAGCUACAAAAGCGAUUAAAGUUACACGAGUGUGGCUCAGACCUUUCCUAGCUCCUCGACUACCGGAGGUCAAACGCCUUCUUGAGACAAGGAGAAAACUAAGAAACUAUGUCAAGCGCGUUAUGGAAGAGCGAGAGGCUAAGAUGAAGGACCCGAACUGGGACCCACCUGAUGACAUGAUGCAAUGGCUUCUCAAUCGAACUGACAGGUCAAAAGACACGUUGGAAGACUGUACAGCUGCGCAAGUCCUUCUCAUCUUGGGAACUAUCAAUGCAUCUAUGCAAACACUUAUUGCCAUCUUGCAUACGCUAGCGGUAACCCCUGAGUAUAUUGAGCCGCUCAGGGAAGAAAUUCGAAACACCUUGAACGCCGAUGGAUCGAUUCCAGUCAGCGCGAUGAAGGAGUUCGGAAAACUGGACAGUUAUUUCAAGGAGGUUGGCAUGCAUUUCCCGGUCAUCAUAGAGCCAUAUUUCCGACGAGUCCGCAAAGGCUACACUCUCUCCAAUGGACAGUACCUACCUCCAGGCGUAGCUAUCGUUAUUGUAAACCCACUCGUCACAGAUCGCGAAUUUGAAACUUUUGACGGAUUCCGACACUACAAACUACGCGAGAUGAGCGCACAAAAGGAUAAACCUCAGCACCGAUGGUUGAUUGCAAAUGAAACUGAGUUCAGAUGGGGUUAUGACAACCAUGUCUGCCCUGGUAGAUUCUAUGCGCAUAACCUGCUCAAGAUCACCCUUGCCAGACUGAUCGAGAACUACGAGAUCAAAAUGCCAGGAGAUGUCACGGGAAUAGAGGCUAGGUACAAGAUGGUUGAAUUUGGAAAUGUUGUGAUGGAACCAAGAGAUAAACCGCUCAUGAUCAGGAGGAUACCAAAGGAGGCUUGA
Molecule: messenger RNA, 1518 nt
Organism: Bipolaris sorokiniana ND90Pr
Lineage: Eukaryota; Fungi; Ascomycota; Dothideomycetes; Pleosporales; Pleosporaceae
Exons: 5
Coding region: 1-1518 (505 amino acids)
Molecular function (GO): oxidoreductase activity, acting on paired donors, with incorporation or reduction of molecular oxygen; monooxygenase activity; iron ion binding
Source: RefSeq, a predicted model, not a curated record